Molecule: messenger RNA, 11760 nt
Organism: Brassicogethes aeneus
Lineage: Eukaryota; Metazoa; Arthropoda; Insecta; Coleoptera; Nitidulidae
Source: the annotation of a GenBank genome assembly
AUGAUUACGUUAUUUAUAUAUAUGUCGUUGAAGAACAAUAUUAGGGACGCGUUUGAGGCCUACGUAUUUUUUGAUGACGACGAAGAGGCCUCAGAAGAAUUAUACAUCUCCAGAUCAAUUUUCAACAAUGAGAUUAAAGUACCCGAAAUAAAAAAGCUAUUGGAAAGCAAUUUCGGAGACCAAAUCCAAAUCUCGUUAGUGGCCCUUACAACGAGCACGCAGCCGUGGCCGCGCCAGGGCCCUGCAGGGGUCGCCACACAAGUGGAUGGGGUACACGGCCCUAUCCAUUUAUUGAACGUGGACGUGGACGGGGAAGUGGACGGGGACGUGGACGUCCCAAUAAAGAAAAAAUUUGUUCACCUAAGUUUGGACGAUGAAGAUAUAGGGUCAAUUCAUAUAUUCAAACAAAAUGAUUACGUUAUUUAUAUAUAUGUCGUUGAAGGGGGGGAAUACAAUAUUAGGGACGCGUUUGAGGCCUACGCAUUUCUUGAUGACGACGAAGAGGCCUCAGAAGAAUUAUACAUCUCCAGAUCAAUUUUUAACAAUGAGAUUAAAGUACCCGAAAUAAAAAAGCUAUUGGAAAGCAAUUUCGGAGACCAAAUCCAAAUCUCGUUAGUGGUACCUAGGCCUCAAACGCAAACGUUUGAGCCCUUACAACGAGCACGCGGCCGUGGCCGCGCCAGGGCCCUGCAGGGGUCGCCACACAAGUGGAUGGGGUACACUAUCCAUUUAUUGAACGUGGACGUGGACGGGGACGUGGACGGGGACGUGGACGUCCCAAUGAACAAAGAUAUUGUUGUUUCUGAAGUCAAGAGGCUUCUCAAGGAAAAUUUUGGAGAAAUCCAAAUAUCUUUAGUGGCCCUUACAACGAGCACGCGGCCGUGGCCGCGCCAGGGCCCUGCAGGGGUCGCCACACAAGUGGAUGGGGUACACGGCCCUAUCCAUUUAUUGAACGUGGACGUGGACGGGGACGUGGACGGGGACGUGGACGUCCCAAUGAAGGAAAAAUUUGUUCACCUAAGUUUGGACGAUGAAGAUAUAGGGUCAAUUCAUAUAUUCAAACAAAAUGAUUACGUUAUUUAUAUAUAUGUCGUUGAAGGGGGGGAAUACAAUAUUAGGGACGCGUUUGAGGCCUACGCAUUUCUUGAUGACGACGAAGAGGCCUCAGAAGAAUUAUACAUCUCCAGAUCAAUUUUUAACAAUGAGAUUAAAGUACCCGAAAUAAAAAAGCUAUUGGAAAGCAAUUUCGGAGACCAAAUCCAAAUCUCGUUAGUGGUACCUAGGCCUCAAACGCAAACGUUUGAGCCCUUACAACGAGCACGCGGCCGUGGCCGCGCUAGGGCCCUGCAGGGGUCGCCACACAAGUGGAUGGGGGAAAAAUUUGUUCACCUAAGUUUGGACGAUGAAGAUAUAGGGGGGGAAUAUAAUAUUAGGGACGCGUUUGAGGCCUACGCAUUUCUUGAUGACGACGAUGAGGCCUCAGAAGAAUUAUACAUCUCCAGAUCAAUUUUCAACAAUGAGAUUAAAGUACCCGAAAUAAAAAAGCUAUUGGAAAGCAAUUUCGAAGACCAAAUCCAAAUCUCGUUAGUGGUACCUAGGCCUCAAACGCAAACGUUUGAGCCCUUACAACGAGCACGCGGCCGUGGCCGCGCCAGGGCCCUGCAGGGGUCGCCACACAAGUGUAUGGGGGAAAAAUUUGUUCACCUAAGUUUGGACGAUGAAGAAAUAGGGGGGGAAUACAAUAUUAGGGACGCGUUUGAGGCCUACGCAUUUCUUGAUGACGACGAUGAGGCCUCAGAAGAAUUAUACAUCUCCAGAUCAAUUUUCAACAAUGAGAUUAAAGUACCCGAAAUAAAAAAGCUAUUGGAAAGCAAUUUCGAAGACCAAAUCCAAAUCUCGUUAGUGGACGAUGAAAAGGCCUCAGAGGAAAUAGCAUUAUCACGAGCAAUUUUCAGCAAAGAUAUUGUUGUUUCUGAAGUCAAGAGGCUUCUCAAGGAAAAUUUUGGAGAAAUCCAAAUAUCUUUAUACCUAGGCCUCAAACGCAAACGUUUGAGCCCUUACAACGAGCACGCGGCCGUGGCCGCGCCAGGGCCCUGCAGGGGUCGCCACACAAGUGGAUGGGGUACACGGCCCUAUCCAUUUAUUGAACGUGGACGUGGACGUCCCAAUAAAGGAAAAAUUUGUUCACCUAAUUUGGACGAUGAAGAUAUAGGGGGGGAAUAUAAUAUUAGGGACGCGUUUGAGGCCUACGCAUUUCUUGAUGACGACGAUGAGGCCUCAGAAGAAUUAUACAUCUCCAGAUCAAUUUUCAACAAUGAGAUUAAAGUACCCGAAAUAAAAAAGCUAUUGGAAAGCAAUUUCGAAGACCAAAUCCAAAUCUCGUUAGUGGGGGGGGAAUACAAUAUUAGGGACGCGUUUGAGGCCUACGCAUUUCUUGAUGACGACGAAGAGGCCUCAGAAGAAUUAUACAUCUCCAGAUCAAUUUUUAACAAUGAGAUUAAAGUACCCGAAAUAAAAAAGCUAUUGGAAAGCAAUUUCGGAGACCAAAUCCAAAUCUCGUUAGUGGUUGAAGGAGAGUUCAACAUUAGGAACGCGUUUGAGGCGUACGCGUUUCUAGAAGACGAUGAAAAGGCCUCAGAGGAAAUAGCAUUAUCACGAGCAAUUUUCAGCAAAGAUAUUGUUGUUUCUGAAGUCAAGAGGCUUCUCAAGGAAAAUUUUGGAGAAAUCCAAAUAUCUUUAGUGGUACCUAGGCCUCAACGCAAACGUUUGAGCCCUUACAACGAGCACGCGGCCGUGGCCGCGCCAGGGCCCUGCAGGGGUCGCCACACAAGUGGAUGGGGGGGGGAAUACAAUAUUAGGGACGCGUUUGAGGCCUACGCAUUUCUUGAUGACGACGAAGAGGCCUCAGAAGAAUUAUACAUCUCCAGAUCAAUUUUUAACAAUGAGAUUAAAGUACCCGAAAUAAAAAAGCUAUUGGAAAGCAAUUUCGGAGACCAAAUCCAAAUCUCGUUAGUGGUACCUAGGCCUCAAACGCAAACGUUUGAGCCCUUACAACGAGCACGCGGCCGUGGCCGCGCCAGGGCCCUGCAGGGGUCGCCACACAAGUGGAUGGGGGAAAAAUUUGUUCACCUAAGUUUGGACGAUGAAGAUAUAGGGGGGGAAUACAAUAUUAGGGACGCGUUUGAGGCCUACGCAUUUCUUGAUGACGACGAUGAGGCCUCAGAAGAAUUAUACAUCUCCAGAUCAAUUUUCAACAAUGAGAUUAAAGUACCCGAAAUAAAAAAGCUAUUGGAAAGCAAUUUCGAAGACCAAAUCCAAAUCUCGUUAGUGGGGGGGGAAUACAAUAUUAGGGACGCGUUUGAGGCCUACGCAUUUCUUGAUGACGACGAAGAGGCCUCAGAAGAAUUAUACAUCUCCAGAUCAAUUUUUAACAAUGAGAUUAAAGUACCCGAAAUAAAAAAGCUAUUGGAAAGCAAUUUCGGAGACCAAAUCCAAAUCUCGUUAGUGGUUGAAGGAGAGUUCAACAUUAGGAACGCGUUUGAGGCGUACGCGUUUCUAGAAGACGAUGAAAAGGCCUCAGAGGAAAUAGCAUUAUCACGAGCAAUUUUCAGCAAAGAUAUUGUUGUUUCUGAAGUCAAGAGGCUUCUCAAGGAAAAUUUUGGAGAAAUCCAAAUAUCUUUAGUGGUACCUAGGCCUCAACGCAAACGUUUGAGCCCUUACAACGAGCACGCGGCCGUGGCCGCGCCAGGGCCCUGCAGGGGUCGCCACACAAGUGGAUGGGUUGAAGGAGAGUUCAACAUUAGGAACGCGUUUGAGGCGUACGCGUUUCUAGAAGACGAUGAAAAGGCCUCAGAGGAAAUAGCAUUAUCACGAGCAAUUUUCAGCAAAGAUAUUGUUGUUUCUGAAGUCAAGAGGCUUCUCAAGGAAAAUUUUGGAGAAAUCCAAAUAUCUUUAGUGGUACCUAGGCCUCAACGCAAACGUUUGAGCCCUUACAACGAGCACGCGGCCGUGGCCGCGCCAGGGCCCUGCAGGGGUCGCCACACAAGUGGAUGGGGGGGGGAAUACAAUAUUAGGGACGCGUUUGAGGCCUACGCAUUUCUUGAUGACGACGAAGAGGCCUCAGAAGAAUUAUACAUCUCCAGAUCAAUUUUUAACAAUGAGAUUAAAGUACCCGAAAUAAAAAAGCUAUUGGAAAGCAAUUUCGGAGACCAAAUCCAAAUCUCGUUAGUGGUACCUAGGCCUCAAACGCAAACGUUUGAGCCCUUACAACGAGCACGCGGCCGUGGCCGCGCCAGGGCCCUGCAGGGGUCGCCACACAAGUGGAUGGGGGAAAAAUUUGUUCACCUAAGUUUGGACGAUGAAGAUAUAGGGGGGGAAUACAAUAUUAGGGACGCGUUUGAGGCCUACGCAUUUCUUGAUGACGACGAUAAGGCCUCAGAAGAAUUAUACAUCUCCAGAUCAAUUUUCAACAAUGAGAUUAAAGUACCCGAAAUAAAAAAGCUAUUGGAAAGCAAUUUCGAAGACCAAAUCCAAAUCUCGUUAGUGGGGGGGGAAUACAAUAUUAGGGACGCGUUUGAGGCCUACGCAUUUCUUGAUGACGACGAAGAGGCCUCAGAAGAAUUAUACAUCUCCAGAUCAAUUUUUAACAAUGAGAUUAAAGUACCCGAAAUAAAAAAGCUAUUGGAAAGCAAUUUCGGAGACCAAAUCCAAAUCUCGUUAGUGGUUGAAGGAGAGUUCAACAUUAGGAACGCGUUUGAGGCGUACGCGUUUCUAGAAGACGAUGAAAAGGCCUCAGAGGAAAUAGCAUUAUCACGAGCAAUUUUCAGCAAAGAUAUUGUUGUUUCUGAAGUCAAGAGGCUUCUCAAGGAAAAUUUUGGAGAAAUCCAAAUAUCUUUAUACCUAGGCCUCAAACGCAAACGUUUGAGCCCUUACAACGAGCACGCGGCCGUGGCCGCGCCAGGGCCCUGCAGGGGUCGCCACACAAGUGGAUGGGGUACACGGCCCUAUCCAUUUAUUGAACGUGGACGUGGACGUCCCAAUAAAGGAAAAAUUUGUUCACCUAAUUUGGACGAUGAAGAUAUAGGGGGGGAAUAUAAUAUUAGGGACGCGUUUGAGGCCUACGCAUUUCUUGAUGACGACGAUGAGGCCUCAGAAGAAUUAUACAUCUCCAGAUCAAUUUUCAACAAUGAGAUUAAAGUACCCGAAAUAAAAAAGCUAUUGGAAAGCAAUUUCGAAGACCAAAUCCAAAUCUCGUUAGUGGGGGGGGAAUACAAUAUUAGGGACGCGUUUGAGGCCUACGCAUUUCUUGAUGACGACGAAGAGGCCUCAGAAGAAUUAUACAUCUCCAGAUCAAUUUUUAACAAUGAGAUUAAAGUACCCGAAAUAAAAAAGCUAUUGGAAAGCAAUUUCGGAGACCAAAUCCAAAUCUCGUUAGUGGCCCUUACAACGAGCACGCGGCCGUGGCCGCGCCAGGGCCCUGCAGGGGUCGCCACACAAGUGGAUGGGGUACACGGCCCUAUCCAUUUAUUGAACGUGGACGUGGACGGGGACGUGGACGUCCCAAUGAAGGAAAAAUUUUUGAACCUCAAUUUGGAAGAUGAAGAAACAGGCUCCAUUUUCGUAUUCAAAGAGGAAGACUUCCUUCCUAUAUAUAUAUAUAUAUAUAUAUAUAUAGUUGAAGGAGAGUUCAACAUUAGGAACGCGUUUGAGGCGUACGUGUUUCUAGAAGACGAUGAAAAGGCCUCAGAGGAAAUAGCAUUAUCACGAGCAAUUUUCAGCAAAGAUAUUGUUGUUUCUGAAGUCAAGAGGCUUCUCAAGGAAAAUUUUGGAGAAAUCCAAAUAUCUUUAGUGGUACCUAGGCCUCAACGCAAACGUUUGAGCCCUUACAACGAGCACGCGGCCGUGGCCGCGCCAGGGCCCUGCAGGGGUCGCCACACAAGUGGAUGGGGGGGGGAAUACAAUAUUAGGGACGCGUUUGAGGCCUACGCAUUUCUUGAUGACGACGAAGAGGCCUCAGAAGAAUUAUACAUCUCCAGAUCAAUUUUUAACAAUGAGAUUAAAGUACCCGAAAUAAAAAAGCUAUUGGAAAGCAAUUUCGGAGACCAAAUCCAAAUCUCGUUAGUGGGGGGGGAAUACAAUAUUAGGGACGCGUUUGAGGCCUACGCAUUUCUUGAUGACGACGAAGAGGCCUCAGAAGAAUUAUACAUCUCCAGAUCAAUUUUUAACAAUGAGAUUAAAGUACCCGAAAUAAAAAAGCUAUUGGAAAGCAAUUUCGGAGACCAAAUCCAAAUCUCGUUAGUGGAAGACGAUGAAAAGGCCUCAGAGGAAAUAGCAUUAUCACGAGCAAUUUACAGCAAAGAUAUUGUUGUUUCUGAAGUCAAGAGGCUUCUCAAGGAAAAUUUUGGAGAAAUCCAAAUAUCUUUAUACCUAGGCCUCAAACGCAAACGUUUGAGCCCUUACAACGAGCACGCGGCCGUGGCCGCGCCAGGGCCCUGCAGGGGUCGCCACACAAGUGGAUGGGGUACACGGCCCUAUCCAUUUAUUGAACGUGGACGUGGACGUCCCAAUAAAGGAAAAAUUUGUUCACCUAAUUUGGACGAUGAAGAUAUAGGGGGGGAAUAUAAUAUUAGGGACGCGUUUGAGGCCUACGCAUUUCUUGAUGACGACGAUGAGGCCUCAGAAGAAUUAUACAUCUCCAGAUCAAUUUUCAACAAUGAGAUUAAAGUACCCGAAAUAAAAAAGCUAUUGGAAAGCAAUUUCGAAGACCAAAUCCAAAUCUCGUUAGUGGGGGGGGAAUACAAUAUUAGGGACGCGUUUGAGGCCUACGCAUUUCUUGAUGACGACGAAGAGGCCUCAGAAGAAUUAUACAUCUCCAGAUCAAUUUUUAACAAUGAGAUUAAAGUACCCGAAAUAAAAAAGCUAUUGGAAAGCAAUUUCGGAGACCAAAUCCAAAUCUCGUUAGUGGUACCUAGGCCUCAAACCCAAACGUUUGAGCCCUUACAACGAGCACGCGGCCGUGGCCGCGCCAGGGCCCUGCAGGGGUCGCCACACAAGUGGAUGGGGGAAAAAUUUGUUCACCUAAGUUUGGACGAUGAAGAUAUAGGGGGGGAAUACAAUAUUAGGGACGCGUUUGAGGCCUACGCAUUUUUUGAUGACGACGAUGAGGCCUCAGAAGAAUUAUACAUCUCCAGAUCAAUUUUCAACAAUGAGAUUAAAGUACCCGAAAUAAAAAAGCUAUUGGAAAGCAAUUUCGAAGACCAAAUCCAAAUCUCGUUAGUGGUACCUAGGCCUCAAACGCAAACGUUUGAGCCCUUACAACGAGCACGCGGCCGUGGCCGCGCCAGGGCCCUGCAGGGGUCGCCACACAAGUGGAUGGGGGGGGAAUACAAUAUUAGGGACGCGUUUGAGGCUUACGCAUUUCUUGAUGACGACGAAGAGGCCUCAGAAGAAUUAUACAUCUCCAGAUCAAUUUUUAACAAUGAGAUUAAAGUACCCGAAAUAAUAAAGCUAUUGGAAAGCAAUUUCGGAGACCAAAUCCAAAUCUCGUUAGUGGUUGAAGGAGAGUUCAACAUUAGGAACGCGUUUGAGGCGUACGCGUUUCUAGAAGACGAUGAAAAGGCCUCAGAGGAAAUAGCAUUAUCACGAGCAAUUUUCAGCAAAGAUAUUGUUGUUUCUGAAGUCAAGAGGCUUCUCAAGGAAAAUUUUGGAGAAAUCCAAAUAUCUUUAGUGGUACCUAGGCCUCAAACGCAAACGUUUGAGCCCUUACAACGAGCACGCGGCCGUGGCCGCGCCAGGGCCCUGCAGGGGUCGCCACACAAGUGGAUGGGGGAAAAAUUUGUUCACCUAAGUUUGGACGAUGAAGAUAUAGGGGGGGAAUACAAUAUUAGGGACGCGUUUGAGGCCUACGCAUUUCUUGAUGACGACGAAGAGGCCUCAGAAGAAUUAUACAUCUCCAGAUCAAUUUUUAACAAUGAGAUUAAAGUACCCGAAAUAAAAAAGCUAUUGGAAAGCAAUUUCGGAGACCAAAUCCAAAUCUCGUUAGUGGUUGAAGGAGAGUUCAACAUUAGGAACGCGUUUGAGGCGUACGCGUUUCUAGAAGACGAUGAAAAGGCCUCAGAGGAAAUAGCAUUAUCACGAGCAAUUUUCAGCAAAGAUAUUGUUGUUUCUGAAGUCAAGAGGCUUCUCAAGGAAAAUUUUGGAGAAAUCCAAAUAUCUUUAUACCUAGGCCUCAAACGCAAACGUUUGAGCCCUUACAACGAGCACGCGGCCGUGGCCGCGCCAGGGCCCUGCAGGGGUCGCCACACAAGUGGAUGGGGUACACGGCCCUAUCCAUUUAUUGAACGUGGACGUGGACGUCCCAAUAAAUACCUAGGCCUCAAACGCAAACGUUUGAGCCCUUGCAACGAGCACGCGGCCGUGGCCGCGCCAGGGCCCUGCAGGGGUUGCCACACAAGUGGAUGGGUCGUGGUGUGCGCGGCGUGCAAAAGAAACUUAUAUCGUUCAAACCUAAGAAAAGAACAAAUAAAGCCAAUCGAUUUUUCUCAAUUUCGUUUAACAAGAAGCACAAGUUCAAGAGAUAAAGUGUGUGAGUGUCACUUCUGUAAAAUAGCAAAAACAUUUGGGAAACGUGCACCCUUACGACAGAAUGUUUUUUCUAUCAAGAAGAUUAAGACCAUUAAAAAGAAAGAAGCACCAAGUAGCGACCGGCGGCGCUGUUCUGUUUGUUAUACCUUGUAUGGAAAGGGUAAAAGACAUAUUUGCAAAAGUUCGGACCCUGUGGAAAAUAUCAAGAAUUGUGUUAAAUCGUUGGAAACAAAACAAAAAGAACAAAUUGCUGCAUUGGUAUUAAAGGAUAUAGUUAAAAAUAAAAAUGACUUAGAUCAUGAUAAAAAAAACAUUGCUUUAAGUCAACAAAAAGGUGGACAGAAACUAAAUAUUUAUAUCGGAAAACAACCCAAUAAAGUCAAAAAAACGCUUUUGAGUGUAGAAGAUUUUAUAAAAAUUAAGACUAGCUACAAUUUAAGUUAUAAAACCACAUGUGGUAUUGCCUCAGCCCUCCGAAUUGCUACAAAUAAUUUAAAAGUAAUAGAACCUAAUAUGAAACUUAAGCUUUUGGAUGUAAAUCGAAGAUUAGAUGACUAUUUCAGCGUAAACAAAUUUAAUUUUGUUAAAAUAAAAGUUAACAAAGUAUCAGACGCAGCUCAGACUGUGGUAUAUUGCAGUGAUUUAGAACACAUUAAAACCCAACGGCAAAACUCUGAUGUUCAUCUUAAAUUUGGCAUAGAUGGAGGCGGCGGUUUUUUGAAAAGUUGUCUAUCUCUGCAGUCUACAUCACAAAUUGAAGCAGACAUAAAUCGAAAAUCGCACCGUCAAUUUUACAAGGAGGGGAUUUCCUCAAAGAAAUUUAAAGAUUCUGGUGUAAAAAAGUUAUUUAUACUUGGUCUAGCGCCUUGCUAUCAAGAAAAUUACGAGAAUGUUUUCCAGUUAUGGCAGCAACUUAAGAUAAGUAGCUUUAGUGGAACUUUAGCAACAGAUUUAAAGCUUGCUAAUAUAAUUGUGGGUAUAAUGUCACACUCCAGCCUUUACCCGUGUACAUGGUGUUCCGCACAAAAAAAUUGCCUUAAUGAAAUUGGCACCUACAAAACCAUUGUAAAUGUUCUUAAAAACUAUAUAAAUUGGAAAGAUGCGGGAGCCGAUAAAGCUACAGCUAAAAAAUUUUUAAGUUGUGUUAACCCCCCACUAUUUGAAACUGGCACGGAUAAGUUAAUGUUAGAUUUGAUUCCCCCACCUGAACUACAUCUUAUGCUUGGAGUUGUUAAUACCGUAUUUAAUAACAUGCUACAAGAGUUCGAAUGCUUAGCUUUAAAAUGGGCGGAACUAUGUCAUGUUCAACGGGAAAUAACGCAUGGAAGUCCGGCAUUUAAAGGAAACUCUUGGAACCAAUACGCAAAACCUGACUGGGAGUCUAGACACUACAUGAUGAGCGACAAAUCUAGUGGGAUUGCAAGGCAUAACCAAAUUCGUCGCCAACUCAUUCCUCAGAGUAACGUUUUAUUGCCUCCUUUGCAUGUUAAUUUGGUAAUAGUGAAAAGUCUCAUUAAAGCGAUUGUCAGGCUAUGGCCGGAAAUGCUUCAAUGCCUAAAGAAAAUCUUCCCAAAACUAAGCGAUGCUAAACUAAAAGAAGCUACUCUUACUCAAGAAGACAACAAUUUUCUUGAUAAUACGAGCCUUACUAAUUUAUUACCAAAUGAAGACCCAGAAUUACGGAAUCUUUUAAACUCUUGGGAACUUGGCGAGCUUUAUGAUCAAUUUGGUAGAUGUAAUAUUUCGCUGAGAACAUUAAACAUUACUAGACCACACCAUAUUCAUUUACUAUGCCCCAAUGUUCCGUUGGGAACCAGAAUUUUAUUGGAACAGCACCUAUUUGGUUGGCAAAAAUCCAUUGGGACAUUUUGUUCAUCAGGAGAUCCUUUUAAUCUUUCCCAUACUUCUCAUGCAAAUGAGGAAAAUUUGCAAAGCAAUUCGCAGGAGAACAACAAUGCAUCUGAACAUGCUUUAGAAGUGAUUCAAUUGCGACACAUUUUGUUAAAAUCAAAUGAAGGAAAGAUUUUAUUAGGAAUAUCUAAUCAGAAAGGAAAUUUAAAUGAUGGACAACGGCAGAUUUUGGUGGACAGAGUGGUGGACUUCUUUAUUCAAGAAAAUAAAACAUUAAAUGUUCCUAUGGGUGAAAAUUUAAGCAACCAAAUCUUACAAUUGUUUCCAUCUGAAAUUAAGGAGUAUUAUCAUGCUGCACAAAAGGGAAAAGCGCCAAAAGGGAAAUUGGUUGCCAAAUUUUAUAACCAACAAAGAAAACUAAAAGAAGUAUGUUUCCUCCCGAAAGGUCCUAAAAGGCGAAAGACAGAAAAUAAUACGAAAACAGCAUAUAAUCUUUCUUGCAUAAAAUGGAUAACAAAAAAAGAAAUACUCUCUGAAAUAGAAGAAUUAGGCUAUUCUGACGAUGAAGAUGGGGAUAAAGAUUUGAUCGAUGACUUGCCUACAACAUCUGCCACUUGCAUUAGAGUUGGCCAAUACACGAUUAAUCGAACAGAGGCCGAAGCCCUUGAUAAAGUUGAUACUGAAGAAAAAAAUGAAGUUGACUAUGAAGAGGAAGACAUUAGAACUGAAGUAAUACAAAAUGAAGAUGAGGAGGAUUAUGAAAUCGAAAAUGAAGAUAAGACUUAUGAAACUGAAGAAAGAUGGUCCCGACAAGAGAUUCAGUCAUUGGAAAAAGAAUUUGGAAAAGAGAUAGGUAAUAAAUGUUACCCAUCAUGUGAAAAAGUAAAAAAAAAUUACCAGGACAGCACGGAUAGAGUAGCAACAAAAAGAAUAUACGUGGACGGUAAAGCAGGAAUUGGAAUCAGGGCGAUAGAAGAUGAUAGAGUGACAGAAAGGUCACUAAGACUUACAGACGGCACAACAUCCACGCAAGCCGAGACGGAAGCGGUACUUUACGCAUUGGACAUGGCCCGGGUCAACGACACCACCACCACCAACAUAUACACCGACUCUAGGUACGUCACAGAUAACAUUGGAAUGACAACAAGGUGCAGAAACAUCAAAAUAAUACAAAUAGGCAAAACACUCACCAACAAGCCGGAAAUAAGAGUCAUUUGGACAAGGCGAGACUCGACCCAAAUAAAACGGGCUGACUACCUAGCAACACAAGCGAGGGAAAGAGAGGCAAUAGACAUAGCAGUAAAACCCACUAAAAAAAAACAGUAG